This is a messenger RNA of Ramularia collo-cygni, 3915 nucleotides long. RefSeq lists its product as uncharacterized. NCBI's taxonomy places the organism in Eukaryota, Fungi, Ascomycota, Dothideomycetes, Mycosphaerellales, Mycosphaerellaceae. The record is from RefSeq and is a predicted model, not a curated record. The transcript has 4 exons. Gene Ontology annotation, biological process: phosphorelay signal transduction system; protein autophosphorylation. Bases 1 to 3915 code for a protein of 1304 amino acids. Gene Ontology annotation, molecular function: protein binding; histidine phosphotransfer kinase activity; phosphorelay sensor kinase activity.
AUGGGUUCCAUGCACACGGAUUGGCCGGCCACGGAAGAGGGCGUUGCGACUUUCACGAAACAUGGAGCAAUGCGCUUGAAUAUCAGAACAGCCGCGCUUGCUGCAGAAACGAGCACGCCUCCAGCGUCACCGUUGCCCUCCCCUCCAUUGACCAAGAAGCGCGGAGCCCGCCGGGACCGAGAGUUCCGCAGAUAUGCAGAAGCCGUGGAGGACAUUCAGGCCAACAUCGAAGGGGAAGCGGCAACGAGUUCGCGUGAUUUGAGUCUCACAGCCCUUGCGCAACUCGUGGCUCUUCGACUGAAUGCCAAGCGUGCGUUGAUAUCGUUGUUCGACCGGGAGAGACAAUAUGUGAUCGCAGAAGCAACUCGUACUCUGUCUCUUCAGGAAGAUGUGGUACAUGCCCCGAACGAUGGUCUGUGCUUUGGUGCAUCGGUCUGGACACGAGACCCGGACGACUUCUUCAGACGGGCGCUGAGGGCGCAUAAGACGAUCAGAGUAGGUGGUACGACGGAGCAGAGAUGUUAUGAAGCGAAUGACUUGCUUAACGAUGCACGCUUCGCAAAUCACCGGUUUGUGGCCAACAAGCCAUUUGCUCGUUCAUUUGCAGGCGUCCCACUCCUUACCCCUAGUGGAUACGCCAUCGGGACAGUGUCGUUCCUUGACGACCGGCCUAGGGAAUAUCCGUUGACGGACGUGGAGAUUGCGUUCAUGGAAGACAUAGCUAGCACCACCAUGGCUCACAUCGAGAAGACCCAGCUUAUCGUUGCGCACACUCGUUCUAUCCGCAUGAUACACGGACUGAGCCGCUUCAUCGAAGGCAAGACCACCGCGGAUGAACAACUAGACAGCUCCAUCACCAACAUGCGAGAUCGUCAGAAUGUUCAGACAUCCCUGCUAGGAGCCUCCCGCCGCACCCAUGCCAUGAAUGCUGCGUCAAACGCUGAGCGUAUAGACGAGUAUCGGCGUGCACCACCGCAUGUGGGCUUCCCGAAGCGUCGGGCACUCAGUGGUACCAACUCGGAGGAAUCCGACGAGCAUCACGCACUGGGCAGCAGAUCUCCAGAAGGAUUCGCUGAUUCCAAAGACCAGCCUCAAGACGAUUCACUUGAGAGCGACAUGCUGCGCAGGCCACAGCUAGUUCCUAGUAGCAAUGAGAGUGUAUCUGACAAAUCUGGAACAUUGCCGAAGUGCGCACCUGGUGAUUUGCAAGAGGACUUGCUGUCCAAGGAUGUCAGACACUCCUUUGAAAGAGCUGCUUCCAUCAUAAACUCAGCCAUGGGUCUAGCAGGAACCCUUUUUCUCGACGCAAGCGUGGGCGAAUUCGGUCGCCUGCGCGAUGACCAAGACAACCACGAUACCAGCACCGAAAGCGACAUGUCUCGAUCAGAAGCAGAUGUCGUCAUAUCUGAGAACGAUGUAUGCUCUACAGCGAGGAAUCGAAACAAAAGCGUCCAUGAACCUGCCUCGAAGGCGUGCCGAAGCCUCGCCUCUGCRUACGCAGUAUCGCCUAUCGCUGGUGGUAAAUCGCAGGUCUUUCACCACCCCAUUCCUGAACGAUAUCUGAAAUCACUUCUGAGGAGGUUCCCAUACGGCAAGCAGUGGAAUUUUGACCCGUACGGAAACACAUCAUCCGAUGAAUUUUCGGACAGCAGUGCAACGACGGACGUCAUCAACAAGGACGAUCCAGAUUAUGUACCAUCGCCACGUCAACGACGCAAUCGUAAUCGACGGCGAACAGACGGUCAAAUACUGACCGAGCUGUUCCCUGGGGCCAGAAGUCUGGCGUUGAUGCCAAUGUACGAUGCCCGUCGGGAGAGAUUCUUCGCAGGCGCAAUCGUUUGGAGCUAUGACCCAAUCCGCGUUCUCACCGUACAGGAUGACUUGAACUACCUUGGAGCCUUUUGCGAUGUGAUCAUGGCAGAGGUUGGCCGACUUGAUGCACGGAACGAAGCGAAUACCAAAGCCAGCUUCAUCAGCUCCAUGUCACACGAGCUUCGGACUCCCUUGCACGGGAUAUUGGGCGGUGUUGAGUGCCUACAAGAUGAGAACAAUGCGGUCAUGAAGGAGGACAUGCUCCAGAUGAUUGAGUCCAGUGGGAGGAGCUUGCUUGACAUCAUCGAUCAUUUGCUAGAACACGCUCAUUCUACAGGACCCAGCGAGCGGAAACCGGACGCGAAAUCGAAAUCGGCUCGAACCAAUAACAAAAUCUUCCGAAAUAGGGAAGGUGAUGUGCAGACGACGGCGAAGCACACCGCGGACACCAGCCACCUGACUCCCUGCGAUUUGGCACAGCUGACCGAAGAGGUACUCAAUACGAGCCUAUGGGCCACGCCGAAGCCAAGUCUGCCUUCGGCAGUGGAGACGCGGAGCUCUACACUUGCGAAUGGAACAUCAUCCGAUUGCAUCAAAGUCAUCCUCGAAAUUGACCCAAGUGCAACUGGCGAAUUCCGUGUCAACUCUGGAGCAUGGAGAAGAAUUGUCCAGAACCUGGCCAAUAACUCUAUCAAAUACUGUGAUGAAGUCGGCUACUUCAAGGUAUCAUUGUCCGCUACUCCAUACUCGAAUGGUUCAGGCAUAGCAAACACCAACAUGUCGAUGGUAGAGCUCGUCUGCCUGGAUAGUGGAAUAGGAAUGUCCCAGCAAUUCCUAAAGUUCGGCUUGUGGCAGGCAUUCAGCCAAGAAAACUCUAGCUCCCAAGGCACAGGCCUCGGGCUGAGCCUAGUUCAUGGUGUCGUGAAGGAGAUGGGAGGUACAAUCGAUGUGCAGAGCAGCAAAGGUGUUGGCAGCGCUAUAAGAGUUCGGAUUCCGCUGCGGAAACGCCAAAAGGCAAGCAGCACCGGCGUGGAUGCUCCGAGCAUUGUCAUACUGGAACAACUGAAAUCCACCACAUGCGCCAUGCUUGGAUUUGACGACGACGUCAGCGGCAAUGAGCGCUCCUUGAAGGCCAAURCCGUUUUGAAGAAGUCACUUGUCUCCACAUGCGGGCAAUAUGGAGUGCAGAUCGUCCAGGACGAAAACAGUCACUGUGCUAACGGCCUGGAGGAACGACCAAGCCAGCAAGCGGACAUUAUAAUCAUCUCCGAGAAAAAGGCCUGCCAAUUGGGCCAGUUCGGACCAGAAAAUGACGCCGAGAAAAGAGUCUACACCACACCAACCAUAGUACUUUGCAAUUCCGUGGCAUCAACACGAGUACUGCCAGAUCUCGGAAGCACAAUCGUGGCGGUAUCCCAACCACUCGGUCCACGAAAGUUGCUGAGAGCUCUAACUUCCUGCCUCGAGAAAACCCGACCGGAAGUCAUAACGACGCCAGAUGAUGACAAGAAUGCGAAAAAGGACGCAGACCGGGCUGAAUCACCCCUAGUCCUGACCGUCUAUGCCCGACCCGAGCUCCUUCCUAGGAACUCUUACUUCGGCACAGACAGCGGCACGGGGAGUCAGAAAGCCGCUACCACACGUCCACAAAUCCCACCAUCCGGACUUACCACUCUUCUGGUAGACGACAACGACAUCAACCUGACCCUUCUACGCGCUUACAUGAAUAAGCACAAGCACGCUUUCGUCUGUGCGGCCAACGGCCUGGAAGCCGUAAACGCGUACCGAGAGUCCUUUGAGGACCCCAAUACUGAUGUACCAUCUCUGAUAUUAAUGGAUCUGACCAUGCCGGUCAUGUCCGGUCUAGAAGCUACAAGACAAAUCCGCGCCUAUGAGCGCUCCCAUGCAAUCAGGCCUGCGAGUAUGAUUAUUGCGUUGACUGCCAUGGGAAGUUCCGAGGCGAGGCAGGAGGCUUUUGGGUCUGGGGUGGAUUUAUUCCUCACUAAACCUGUGAAAUUAAGCGCACUGGGAAAGACAAUAGUAAAACACAUGGAGGAGAGACGUAUCGUGACUCCUCCGUCUUUGGAGUCCGACGAUCGAUAG